Raphanus sativus (radish) is the source of this 1625-nucleotide messenger RNA. Its product is annotated as F-box protein At5g03100-like. Gene Ontology annotation, molecular function: protein binding. The coding region runs from base 7 to 1584 and encodes 525 amino acids. The record is from RefSeq and is a predicted model, not a curated record. NCBI's taxonomy places the organism in Eukaryota, Viridiplantae, Streptophyta, Magnoliopsida, Brassicales, Brassicaceae. The transcript is spliced from 3 exons.
UACAGUAUGUCGCAAAUAAAGAUGUCCGACGAUAUGAUGAUCGAAGGAGCUGAAGACUUGAUCAGCAAUUUACCAGAUGCGAUCCUCCAACACAUACUCAGCUUUGUUCCGACCAAAGUAGCCAUCAGUACUUCCCUCUUGUCUAGACGAUGGAGGCAUGUAUGGUGCAAGGUACCUUCUAUCUCCUUAGUCGUGGAUACACGGACUAUAGCUUCGGUAAACCAAACCCUAACUCGCUACACUGCUCUCAAGAUGAAGAGUUUUCACCUCACAGUAGAAUACGUAAUGGAGAGCAUGCAAUACACCGACAGGUUGAUCAAGUUCGCCAUGUCACACAACGUUGAGAAUCUGUCCCUGGAUUUCCAUUGUCAUUAUUAUGAAUAUAAGCUUCCUGAUUUUUUCUACAGCUCUCCUUCUAUCAAGAAACUCAACGUUAUUUUAAACUCUUGCCGUACGAUUGUUCCCGAGUGCAACGUGUCUUGGACAUCCUUGCAGAAGUUAUCACUGACUUGUGGUAGUCUCUCUGAUGAAUCCAUGGCUAAGAUUCUAUCCGGUUGUCCCAUCCUUGAGAAGCUGUCCCUGAAUUUCCCUCGUCCUCGUUAUCGUGAUUAUUAUGACUACUAUAAGCUUCCUGAUUUCUUCUACAGCUCUUCUUCUUCUUCUUUCAAACAACUUAACAUUACCUUAAAUCGUUACCAUACGAUUGUUGUUCCCGAGUGCAAUGUGUCAUGGACAUCCUUGCAGAAGUUAUCAUUGACUUGUUGUAGUAGUCUCUCUGAUGAAUCCAUGGCUAAGAUUCUAUCCGGUUGUCCGGUUCUCGAACACUUAACAUUGUCUCACUGCGGUGAACUAAAUGUUCUUGAUCUCAGCGAAUCUCUACGUCUGAGAAAAUUAGAAGUAAUACGUAAAAUGACGUCAGUUAAGGCCGCAAGACAGAUUGUGGCACCACACAUCCAUUAUCUCAAAUUGUAUGACCCUCAUUUAUCAUUUACUUUGGUUGAUGUCGCUUCUUUAACCGAAGCUAGGCUGGAAACUUCUUGUGUCUCAUUGAACUCUGACUCCAACGCUGAUUUUCUCCAAGUUAUGGUGUUAAAGAUGCUAGAUAAGUUAAAGAACGCAGAGACGCUUAAGCUUGGGAGAAACUUUAUUCAGAUUUUAUCUCUUGCUGAGAUUCGUGGUGUUCCUUUCCCGAUGCUCAAGGUCAAAGCAAUGACUCUUGAUACAAAGAUCGGUCCGUAUCUUAUUCCUGGCAUAGAAAGACUGUUACAAAACUCUCCUGAUUUAGAGAACCUAACAGUACGUGGAAGGUCUCGCUUCCACAUACCGGUGAAGUUUCUUGACAAAUACUUUAAAUCAAUAGAUGGAGCCUCUUGGAACGAGGACAGUGUGGAUGCAAAAUUAGAGCAUGUGGCUUCAGUAGUGGAACUCAUGCUUAAAAACUGUACAGAGAAAUUAGACAAGAUGGUCGUACUGUUGAAUGAAGGUUACCGUAAGUUUAAAACUGAAGACCUGAUUGCAACACUUUCUCACCACAACAACAAUGUCACCAUUGUGAUCUCUUCGAUGAGGGUUAAAAUCUUUUGAGUGUGUUGUCAUUAUUGAACAUUAAUUUUUGUUUUUAUAUA